This is a messenger RNA of Myotis daubentonii (Daubenton's bat), 1363 nucleotides long. Its product is annotated as heterogeneous nuclear ribonucleoprotein A1-like. The coding region runs from base 58 to 1275 and encodes 405 amino acids. The record is from RefSeq and is a predicted model, not a curated record. NCBI's taxonomy places the organism in Eukaryota, Metazoa, Chordata, Mammalia, Chiroptera, Vespertilionidae. The transcript has 2 exons.
UCUGCCGGUGAACGCCGCGGAGUCAGCAUCCUUGGAGUUUCCCCUGUUGCAGUCAUCAUGUCGAAGUCUGAGUCCCCCAAGGAGUCGGAGCAGCUGCGGAAGCUCUUUAUCGGAGGUCUGAGCUUUGAAACAACCGAUGAGAGUCUGAGGAGCCAUUUUGAGCAAUGGGGAACGCUCACGGAUUAUGUGGUGCUGAGAGACCCAAGCACCAAGCGCUCCAGAGGCUUUGGGUUCGUCACCUAUGCCACUGUGGAGGAGGUGGACGCAGCCAUGAACGCGAGGCCACACAAGGUGGACGGAAGAGUGGUGGAGCCAAAGAGGGCUGUCUCCAGAGAAGAUUCUCAAAGACCUGGUGCCCACCUAACUGUGAAGAAGAUUUUUGUCGGCGGUAUUAAAGAAGACACUGAAGAACAUCACCUAAGAGAUUAUUUUGAACAGUUUGGGAAAAUAGAAGUGAUUGAAAUCAUGACUGACCGAGGCAGUGGCAAAAAGAGAGGCUUUGCUUUUGUAACCUUUGACAACCAUGACUCUGUAGACAAGAUUGUCAUUCAGAAAUACCAUACUGUGAAUGGCCACGGCUGUGAAGUAAGGAAAGCACUGCCUAAGCAAGAGAUGGCUGGUGCUUCGUCCAGCCAAAGAGCUCGAGGUGGUUCUGGAAACUUCAGAGGUGGUCGUGGAGGUGGUUUUGGUGGAAACGACAACUUUGGUCGUGGAGGAAACUUCAGGGGUCGAGGUGGCUUUGGUGGCAGCCGUGGUGGCGGUGGAUAUGGUGGCAGUGCGGAUGGCUAUAAUGCAUUUGGUAAUGAUGGAAGCAGUUUUGGAGGUGGUGGGAGCUACAAUCAUUUUGGCAAUUACAACAACCAAUCUUCAAGUUUUGGGCCUAUGAGAGGAGGAAACUUUGGAGGCAGAAGCUCUGGCCCUUAUGGUGGUGGAGGUGGUUUUGGUGGAAACGACAACUUUGGUCGUGGAGGAAACUUCAGGGGUCGAGGUGGCUUUGGUGGCAGCCGUGGUGGCGGUGGAUAUGGUGGCAGUGCGGAUGGCUAUAAUGCAUUUGGUAAUGAUGGAAGCAGUUUUGGAGGUGGUGGGAGCUACAAUCAUUUUGGCAAUUACAACAACCAAUCUUCAAGUUUUGGGCCUAUGAGAGGAGGAAACUUUGGAGGCAGAAGCUCUGGCCCUUAUGGUGGUGGAGGUCAAUACUUUGCCAAACCAGGAAACCAAGGUGGCUAUGGCGGGUCCAGCAGCAGCAGUAGCUAUGGCAGUGGCAGAAGGUUUUAAUUACUGCCAGGAAGCAAAUCUUAGGACGAGAGGAGAGCCAGAGAAGUGACAGGGAAGCUACAGGUUACAACAGAUUUGUCAACUCAGC